UUCAUUAAUCAUUUAUGUUCAGUGCUUUGUUGGGUGUGCCUUUCUCCAUUUUUGCGCAUAUGUGCUUUGACUGUUCUACUUCUAGGCGAGACUUUUAAUUUUGGAAAAGACGUGAGUGACGGUUUCCAUGUUUUUUCGAAGUAACUGCAUCAUACAUGUCAGGCAACUGUCAUCUCCUAGGCUGCCACGCGUCUAUUGGCUCUCAUGUCUCCCUAAUUUUUCAGUUUUUCCUUUAUUAUCCAUUUUUCUUUCAUUUUAUUUUCAGCAUUUUCUCUCGUACCUUUUCUUUUUUCUGCCUUAUGGCUUUACUGCUUGUAUUUGUUCCAAUCUUCAUCCUAUUCCGACGAUGGCUUCCAACAGCAGUUUCCAGAACUCUGCUUAUCUUCCUUCUUCGCUGAUUAUGCAAAUGGAAGUACUGGCAAUGUCACAAGCAACCAGACUGAGACUCUUCUUGAAGCGGUCACUUCUCUCGAAAUUGUCUUUCACAUCUACUGCUACUAGUAAAGCAACUCCCGGCCCUCUCUGUCCGCCAUGGCUGCUCCGCCUUGUCCGUUCCAGUCCCUCACGGCUACCGCCACAACAACCUCCAGUACUCAAUGCACUUGCGUAUUUGCAACAUCAAAAUCAACUUAGAUCAUUCUGCAGUAAACCCACCAGCGAGAAGGAGACUACAAAGACAAUCACCAACACCAAAGUAAACUUUUCUCUAUCCGAUUCCGAUUCUGACUCCGACCUGGAUUCUGAAGAUAGUAAAAACAAAGAAAUAGACAAGACGAAACUCCCUCCCCCUUACGAUCCAUUCAACAAGAAACCCGUCAUCGAGGAGCCUGAUGAUCCUAAUAAUCUUCAACUCAUCUUCCACAAGAUGCGUUCUGAAGGUCUCCUCAAUAGUGCAGUCAAGAUGUUCGACGCAUUGUCUAAAGACGGACUAACCCACGAGGCAUUAGAACUCUUCUCUCAGAUUAAAAAUAAAGGUCACAUGCCUGACGUGGUUGCAUAUACCGCUGUAAUUGAGGCUUACGCGAAUGCCGGUGGCCAGUCUAAGGAGGCUCUCAAGGCUUUUAUGCGCAUGCUGGCGGCCGGGGUUGCUCCUAAUGCUUAUACUUACACUGUCCUUAUUAAGGGACUUGCUGGUGAUGGAAAAUUGGCUGAUGCUAAUAAGUAUGUUCUGGAAAUGAUGGGAAAGGGUAUGCGUCCAAAUGCGGGUACUUACUCUACUGUGUUUGAAGCGUAUGCGAAGGCGCAAAAGGUCGACGAGGCUAAACUUCUGUUGCAACAGAUGAAGGGAAAAGGAUUUGUGCCUGAAGAGAAGGCUGUUCGUGAGGUUUUGAAUAACAAGCGAGGCCAGGUAUUCAGAACUGUCAUCAACAUUUUAUUUGACAAGUAGUUUGUAACUAGAAUUCUUCUUGGUUUUAGGCAUCAGAGCUUAUGAAUUUUAGUUUUGAUCUUUGUAGUCAUGGAACUGUGUAAAAUGAUUAUCCUUUCUCUUUUGGGUGUUUGAUAUAUGUUAACCUUGUCAUGGUCUUGCGCAAGUGCAACUUCCAAGCUUUUUCAAUGGCUACAAUGUUAUUUGGUCUCUUGCAUA
Molecule: messenger RNA, 1585 nt
Organism: Ricinus communis (castor bean)
Lineage: Eukaryota; Viridiplantae; Streptophyta; Magnoliopsida; Malpighiales; Euphorbiaceae
Product: pentatricopeptide repeat-containing protein At4g38150
Exons: 2
Coding region: 128-1387 (419 amino acids)
Molecular function (GO): protein binding
Source: RefSeq, a predicted model, not a curated record